Molecule: messenger RNA, 5385 nt
Organism: Folsomia candida
Lineage: Eukaryota; Metazoa; Arthropoda; Collembola; Entomobryomorpha; Isotomidae
Product: sodium/hydrogen exchanger 10-like
Exons: 27
Coding region: 1240-5358 (1372 amino acids)
Biological process (GO): proton transmembrane transport
Cellular component (GO): membrane
Molecular function (GO): monoatomic ion channel activity; sodium:proton antiporter activity
Source: RefSeq, a predicted model, not a curated record
ACAUUAGAACAGGAACCGAUAAUUCCUCAUUUAUAAGUUCUGAUUCGUUAAUUAGACCUCGAAAUCUCACCCCCGUCGUCACCCGUUGUUUUGCAAUUUAUACUCAUCGCUGGCAUUCUCCUUCCACGUGUUUAAUUGGCGUUGAAUAAUUACAAGGUUUUCUUACCCAUUUUAUGUCUUUCUGCACUUUUUAUUAGCAUAUUGUCCGUCUGAAAGAGUAGCAUUCAACAGUUUUUUUUCAAUUGACCCAAAUUCUAGUAGUUAUUACCAUAUUAUUGCUCUGUGUAUGCUCUGGAUUGGUAAUAGGAGUGGUCAGUAUUGACAGAGAGCUGCAUCACUGCCAACUUUUUAUACGUUAUUCAUUCCAUUCGUUGUAAUUUCUUUCUAAACAUGAAAUUUUCUCUCGUCGACAAUAGUGGUUGUAGUCAGUUGCUGUUGAAUCAUUUAUUAUGACCAUUCCAGUCACACUAAGUACAUUGAAAGGCAAUAAGUGUUGCAUAGUGAAUCGGUGGUGGUGGUGAAAGUUGAAAGCAAAACUUUCCUUGUAGUCACUAGUCAUGUAGUAGGAUCACUCAUUUUACUUGUGUACCUGUCCCUCAUCAACAUAGCUGGCUGGUCGUCAUUCCAUUAGACUAUUUUCAGAAAUCAAUUACUCGCCAGCAAAAAUACCCUUCAACUUUUCUUCACCUUGCUGUCCCAAAAUGAAAGGUGGGUGUACAUCAUCAUCAAAGUGGUUGGAAAAGUGAUGUAUGCUGAUUAAAAUUUCAUGAAGAAGUGAGCCAUGCAUGAUUAGAUUACCAAUUUGUUCCAUGUACAAGGUUGAUGAGUGACGGAAGAAUUUAGGAUUAUGAACUUCUAUCUAUUAGUCUGGAAUUGCAUUAUGGAGAGAAAGUCAAUAAUGCACAUGUAUGUACGUACGCCUGGCUGAUGAAUAGGUGAGUGACACAUUGUGUACGUACUUAUGCACAGGAGGUAAGAAGGGGUAGGUUGUUUUGUUGGUCAGGAAGGAAGACAGGUGUGUUUUUGGAACAGUUCGCCACAGGAAGUGAAAGUGGAAUAAGGACCACUUUCUCUUGCCGUUGACCUGGUGACGUGGUAAUUUUGGAGGAUGUUAUUUGAAUAACAAGAUUGAUACGUUCGACGAGACAUGCAAAAUAAUUGAACCGUAUUCUAACGAGAGGGCUUUUUUAAGACUUUUGAGUUGCAAAUUAGUGUUGUAAGAACUGAGAGUUGGGGAAGAUGCGUCUCGACGCAUGGGUCAAACGGGUCCUGUCCGUCAUCCUUCUUGUGUUGACGGGCUGGAUGACUUUCACCGAGGCCAGCAUGAACGGGCGGAGGUUCAUCUUUGGACAAGUUAUCAAAGAAUUUGAAAUGAUUCACACGGAUGAUUUCUGUGAAAAGAAUGCAAAAGGAGCUAGCCAAUGUGCCCGAAUGAAUGCAAACUACUUGAAAGUCUACUGCAGCCUCUUUGCCACGAUUGCUUGGGGUGGGGCAGUCAGAACAGUGAUCAAGACGUUCCAGUUGUCCAUCCCGUACACCGUCGUUCUACUCAUUACUGGGCUCGUGCUCGGUUUAGGAUCUAGAGUAGACGCCCACUUUUGUGAAACAUGGUCAAUGUUCACAAAGUUUGCGAGGACGCCUCCGGAACUGAUUUUGUACAUUUUUCUUCCACUUCUCAUCUUUGAGUCAGCCUUCUCCAUGAAAUCGCACGUUUUCAUGACAAACUUUCUCUCGAUUAGUGUCGUCGCAUUACCAGGAAUGUUGUUAUCCACUCUGUUCACAGCGUUAGCUUGCCGUCAAUUUAUGGCAAGUUAUGCCUGGACCUUCGCACAGGCUGGGCUAUUCGGUGCCAUUAUCAGUGCUACUGACCCAGUUGCGGUUGUGGCAAUUUUACGUGAAUUGGGAACCUCGGAAAAUUUAAGCGUCAUGAUUGAAGGUGAAAGCUUGUUGAACGACGGUGUGGCCAUUCUUCUCUUUCACAUUUUGAAGGAAGCAGUCGAAGACCCGGAUGUCAGUGGACAUCCUUACCAUAUUUUUAUAACCUUUGUAAAAAUUGCAAUUGGAGGUCCAACAUUUGGAUAUGCAAUGGGAAAAGUGGCAAUUUGGUGUCUGACCAUGAUUUUUAAUGAUGCUGCAACAGAAAUUACUAUUACGUUAGUGGCAGCGUAUCUCACUUAUUUUGUAGGCGAGUUUUACCUGGGAGUAUCUGGCGUAAUGGCUGUCGUUUUACUUGGCGUAACAAUUAAUGCUGGGAGCACCUGUAUCAGUCCCGAAGUGAUGCAUACAAUGCACAUCUUUUGGGAAAUGAUGUCGUUUUUGGCAAAUACUGUACUAUUUGUCAUCCUCGGUAUCGUUAUUUCAGAAACAGCCAUUAAUAGCUUUGAAAACGAGGAUGGAUUAAAUUUAAUUGGACUUUAUAUUACACUUAAUCUUAUAAGACUGGUCAUGCUAUUCGUUUUGAGCCCUAUCCUCCGUCGCGUCGGAUAUGAUGCAAAUUGGAAAAAUCUGACUGUUAUGAUGUGGGGUGGGCUUCGUGGAGCUGUUGGCGUCUGCCUUGCACUUGAAGUUUAUCGAAGCAAGAAGAUUUGCAUGUAUACUAGAGUUGGGCCAAAAUUCUUACUGCACACGGCUGGGAUUGUGAUAUUAACUUUGAUCAUUAACGGUUCGACGACCAAGUCCCUCCUCGACUAUCUGGGUGUCACAACCCUCAGUUUGGGAAAGUUGCAUGAUAUGGCACAUGUCGUUAGGAAUCUUACGGCCGCCAGAGUUCGGACAAUCAUUGCUUUGAAGCAUGAUCGCUUCUUAGCGGAUGCAAAUUGGGAAAUCGUUCACCGUUUUACCCACAUACAAGACCCGUAUGCUAAUAAUACGAAAAAGGGAAACGCUAAAAAAGAAGCCGCCGCAGCUCAAAAACAACAGAAUGAAAACAAGGCAGAAAAUUUGAUUGAUGCAUCCGCAAUUUUGAAUGAGAAACUCAUCACUGGUGGAUUCUUAAGUUCUGCUCGCCUCAAAUUUACUCAGAGCUCUACAAACGUGCCAAUUAAUGAAAAACUCGCGGCGGACAGACCUAUCAUCGAACUAAAGUCAGAGCCUUCACUACUCCUCAUUCAUCAAGGAAAGAUUAAGCGACCAACUACAUUAACACCGUCAUCUUCAUCAAAAACUUUACUUGCGGUUGACGCUGGUCUAGACAAUGAAUUUGGGUCAGACAGUGACGACGAUCAUUUGGACAUGGACGACCCCGAGGCCAAGAAACUGAUGGAAGAGAGUAGAAGUCGUGUUUUGAAGUCGAUGAAGAUCUCAUGCUGGACACAAUACGAGAAGGGAGCUCUGAGCGAGGAGGGUGUCAAAGUCCUAGUCGGUGCAAUCGAAGCCAAAGAGGACAUGCACUUGAAAAUGAUUCAUGUCAAGGAUUUGAACGACCACUGGGAAAUUAAGGGUGUUAUCGCUUGGUUGCGGAACAAAAUUAUUGAAAUGACGACAGGAGAAGUGAAACCCACAAAACCAAAGGCGAAAUGGCGACAUCCCUUCUAUUGGUUAACGACUCAGCCGUGGUUCCACGGGAUAAUUUACUUUGUAAUUUUUGUAAAUUUGGCCCCGAUCAUUUUCGAAACUGUGUUACUCGCAACUAACCGAGAGGCAAAGCCUGGACCGGAACGAGAUUUCCUUUUCAUUUCUACAAUUACUUUUACUACUAUUUAUUUUUUCGAAUUUCUUUUCAAGAUAAUUGGCCGAGGCAUCACCGACUAUUGUAACAGCCGAUGGAAUCUCUUGGACUUUUUUGUCCUACUCGUAUCCCUCGCCGAAUUUGGUAUCGCAAUUGGAACCCGGGGUUGGACUCGUUCAGACACAGAUAAUCUUAACUCGGAAAAUCUUAUCUUCUUCAAAAUUAUCCGAGUUGUCCGGUUCGUUCGACUUUUGCGAUGGGCGAGACCGAUUUUGCCCAAGUUUACAAGAAUUAUUGAAAUCCGUGUAAACGCUAGGUUGUUCAAAGGAUAUGACAUCGGAACCGGAUAUAUCCGCUGUCUCGAAGACGCGUUACGACUUCUGCCUACAAUUAUCACAAAUAAGAUGAUCUGUCGAAAAUUUAGAAAUUUACUGGACGCAGAUAGACUCGAAGCCGUCCGAGAGUUGUUGAAACUGCAAAUGGAUCACUCCGGCGUCGUCGUCGCGGUUAAAACGAGACAUGCUUCGAGAGCUAUUUGUGGAUACAUGAAGGAGGAAUUAGAAACGAUGAAACUCGAGGGUCUUUUGGAGGAGAAGGAGUUUGAUCUCCUAACUUCAAAAAUUGAUGGCAAUCUUAAAAAGCUUUGGGCAUCGCCCAAUAAGCUAAAACUUUCCAGUAUCGAUUUCAUGAUUGAAACUUUGCCCUGGCUUGUUGGAAAUGAUGAAAUGAUUGCUUUUUUCAAGGAGACCCACAUUCUCAAAGCAUACAUGGAAGGAGACGAGCUUGACGGCAGUGCAGGAAUUUACCUCAUCACUUCCGGCAUGGUUAAGCUCCGCUACACCCCCACACGAAACAUAAUCAACAAUUUGACUGAACAUGGAAUUUUCCCAAAUGCCGAAUUCCUCAUGGAUUUUUCCUUUGCUUCCACCCAGUUGGAUUUUAUGGGGCUGGGGGGUAUAAUUGGGGAGUACGGAUUCAUUUCCAAGUUACCUCGUGCAGCGUCAAUAAUGUGUGCAACAGAUGUUGAAGUGGUUUUCUGGUCAAAUCCUAUAUUGGAGAACGGAUUGAGUCAUUUUAAUGACCCCCAUGACUCGUUAGAAGGUCGUCUCUGGCGAAGUUGGGGGAUUAAGAUGGCGGCGGAAUUUCUUCAUACGACGGCGCAAUAUGGGUCUUGGAGCAGUGACAAAAUCCGAGCACAUUUAGAACAAGGUGUUGUCCCAAUCGGCAAAAACUUCAAUUCGAUCGAAGUGCCAGAAUACAUCGAGGAGGUAAUUUUGAUCCAAGGUGAAUUGAUCAACGACACCACCACGGAGGUUGCCAUUGCUCCUGCCCUCGUUCCUCCAACUUGGACAAGAAUUGGUCAAAGACCUGGUUCAGCAGUCGAACCUCGUCUAAUAAUAAUUUGCCAAGAAGAUCAUUUGGACACUUUGAAUGACUCUGCAUCGCAGACUUCACUGGAUAAGGUGAUUCUUCACGGUCCUGGGGUUGCAAUGGGCCUAAAGGACCAUGAAAGCGACCAUUUGCUAAGUAAAAAGUCCAAUGAAAGGCGAAGAUCGGUUCCAUACCUUAGUGCUAACCGAAGUUCAGGAGGACGGCGAAAGAGUACUUUGGAAGCACAAAUUAAGGGAGUUGUCAAGCGCACCUUGACCAAGAGCAAGCCCAGCGAUGUCCGGGAUUUCCCUAAAGACUGAAUAAAUAAAUAAUUCGGGACAAUAAUA